Suncus etruscus (white-toothed pygmy shrew) is the source of this 932-nucleotide messenger RNA. It is a transcript of the gene GGPS1, whose product is annotated as geranylgeranyl diphosphate synthase 1. Gene Ontology annotation, molecular function: prenyltransferase activity. The transcript has 3 exons. Bases 24 to 926 code for a protein of 300 amino acids. The record is from RefSeq and is a predicted model, not a curated record. Gene Ontology annotation, biological process: isoprenoid biosynthetic process. Lineage: Eukaryota; Metazoa; Chordata; Mammalia; Eulipotyphla; Soricidae.
GUCAGCUUUGAAGUUUAAAAGCAAUGGAGAAGACUCAAGAAAGAACUCAAAAUAUUCUUCUAGAACCCUACAAAUACUUACUUCAGUUACCAGGUAAACAAGUGAGAACCAAGCUUUCACAGGCAUUUAAUUAUUGGCUCAAGGUUCCUCAAGACAAACUACAGAUUAUCAUUGAAGUGACGGAAAUGUUGCAUAAUGCCAGUUUACUUAUUGAUGAUAUAGAAGACAACUCAAAACUUCGACGUGGCUUUCCAGUGGCACACAGCAUCUAUGGAGUUCCUUCUGUCAUUAAUUCUGCAAAUUAUGUGUACUUCCUUGGUCUAGAGAAAGUCUUAACUCUUGAUCACCCAGAUGCAGUCAAACUUUUUACUCGCCAACUUUUGGAACUUCAUCUAGGGCAAGGCCUAGAUAUUUAUUGGAGGGAUAAUUACAUUUGUCCUACUGAAGAAGAAUAUAAAAGUAUGGUGCUACAAAAGACAGGUGGACUAUUUGGAUUAGCAGUAGGUCUCAUGCAGUUGUUUUCUGAUUACAAAGAAGAUUUAAAGCCUUUACUUGAUACACUUGGUCUCUUUUUCCAAAUUAGAGAUGAUUAUGCUAAUCUACACUCCAAAGAAUAUAGUGAAAACAAAAGCUUUUGUGAAGAUCUAACAGAAGGAAAAUUCUCAUUCCCUACUAUUCAUGCUAUUUGGUCAAGACCUGAAAGCACCCAGGUGCAGAGUAUCUUACGCCAGAGAACCGAAAACAUAGAUAUUAAAAAGUACUGUGUACAUUAUCUGGAGAAUGUAGGUUCUUUUGAAUACACUCGGAAUAUUCUUAAAGAGCUUGAAUCUAAAGCCUUUAAACAAAUCGAUGAAUGUGGUGGAAACCCUGAACUGGUAACUCUAGUAAAGCACUUGAGUAAAAUGUUCAAAGAAGAAAGUGAAUAAUAGGCC